Molecule: messenger RNA, 321 nt
Organism: Rotaria sp. Silwood2
Lineage: Eukaryota; Metazoa; Rotifera; Eurotatoria; Philodinida; Philodinidae
Source: the annotation of a GenBank genome assembly
AUGGAAGCAAAUAAAGAUGCUGCUUUACAUUAUGUAGAACUUGCUGAAAAAGCAAUUCUAGCUGAUGACAAUGAACGAGCUAUUCGUUAUUUAAAUAAAUCUAUAGAUCUUUUCCCAAUACAUAAAGCCAAAGAUCUUCUUGAACGACUGACAAAUUCGACCACUCAUUCGAAAAAUAAUGAUAAAGCUCAUGAAUCCACUUCAUCUUCAAGUCAUCAUCAUGCAACGACAAAUAGUACUUCAUCACAUGCAAGACAUAGAACAACUUCAAUAUCCAGUAAUGAUUAUACGCCUGAAGAAGUAGAAGCUGUACGCAAGUAA